AUGACACCAUCGAAUCUGCUAGUACUAUUUCUCGUGUAUUAUUUAGUAUGUAGUGGUGCUUUUGCAGUGAAUAACAAUGAAGUGGAACUUGAUGCUUCGGAAAAAUCUGAAGCCGAAGAUGUAGGGAAACCACUGAUUCUGUCGCAUUACCUGGACAAUGGACAAUUGAAGGAAGGAAGGGAGAAGGCACUCGUCGAGCACAGAGAAAUACCAGGCAUCGAGAGUUACAGUGGGUACUUCACGGUCAACAAAGAAUACAAUGCCAAUUUGUUUUUUUGGUAUUGCCCAGCAGAGAACAACCGGGAAAGUGCUCCGAUAGUAUUGUGGAUGACGGGUGGUCCGGGCUCGACGUCUAUGCUCGGGCUUUUCGCUGAAAAUGGCCCGUUCACUGUCACUGCAAACCAAACCGUCGAAAUGAGGAAGCACUCGUGGACGCGCAACCACCACAUGCUCUACCUCGACAGUCCUGUGGACGCUGGCUACAGUUUCACGGAGAGUGACAAGGGCUUCGCAACGACAUCGGACGAUGUUGCACGUGACGCGCUCGCAUUUUUAACACAGUUUUUCCAGUUGUUCCCCGAACUUAGGAGCAACGAACUCUACGUCGUUGGGGAAUCGUUGGCUGGAAAGUUUGCGCCUCCGAUAGCUCACGCCAUCAAAGUACACAACGAAAAUGCGGAGGUGCGGAUAAACGUGCAAGGUCUCAUUAUCGCAGGUGGUGUGUGCGAUCUAGUUAACCAAGUGAAGCACGUUCAGUACAUUUACGAAUUGGGCCUCAUCGGCGAGGACGAUAGGAGAGAAUUGCAAGCGUUGGAAGACAAACUCGUCGGUUUGUUGAAACAGAAGAAGGUGUUCCAGUCCAUUGCUCUGAUGAACAAAGUAAACAAGAUGAUGGACAACAUUACUGGUUACAGUUACUACUUCCAUUCGAUGAGGCCCACAGAGCCAGACUACAUCAACCCGUUCGUCCACUGGGUGGUGAGGCCUGACGUGCGCAAAGCCAUACACGUCGGCAACGUCACGUUCGAGAGAACAUCAGUGCAGGUGAAAAAGCACAUUGGCAGGGAUAUGCUGCACUCCGUGGCAAAUUAUGUCGAGGAAGCUCUUGCCGAUGGCAAAAAGGUCCUCGUUUACGUUGGCCAAUUGGACAUGAUGGUCACCAAUGCUGCCAUGGAAAAUUACAUUUCAAAGCUUAAAUGGCCCGGAGCCGAAAGUUACAAGACGACCAAAAGAAAGAUAUACUACGUCGGGGACGAGUUGGCCGGGUAUGUUAGAUCAGGUGUCAACUUGACGGCAGUACUCAUGAGAAAUUCCGGUCACAUGCUACCGAACGACCAACCCGUGUUGGCCUUUGAUAUGAUUACGAGAUUCACGCACAAUCUGGGAUAUUGA
This is a messenger RNA of Copidosoma floridanum, 1392 nucleotides long. Its product is annotated as venom serine carboxypeptidase pseudogene. Lineage: Eukaryota; Metazoa; Arthropoda; Insecta; Hymenoptera; Encyrtidae. The record is from RefSeq and is a predicted model, not a curated record.